Molecule: messenger RNA, 6579 nt
Organism: Loxodonta africana (African savanna elephant)
Lineage: Eukaryota; Metazoa; Chordata; Mammalia; Proboscidea; Elephantidae
Gene: RCSD1
Product: RCSD domain containing 1
Exons: 7
Coding region: 220-1476 (418 amino acids)
Source: RefSeq, a predicted model, not a curated record
UCCCUCUUCUCUCCUCCUCCUUCCUCGUUCUCUCGAGCUGGGCCCCUGGGCCCGGGCAGUCCCGCAGCCGAGCGGAGCCGGGCUCGCCGCGCCGCCGCCCUAGCCCCGUGCGCGCCGCAGCCCGAGCCCGGCCGGGGCGGGAAGGAGCGGAGAGCAGGCACCACGAGCACCGGCCCGGACGAGCGGGCGCGGUCGCGGCGGAGUCGGCACCCGGGGGACAUGGAGGGAAGACCGGCAGAGACCAAUGCCAAUGUGGACAACUCCGCGCCCCCAUCAGUGGCCCAGUUGGCCGGGCGGUUUAGGGAGCAGGCAGCUGUAGCCAAGGAGACACCAGCCAGUAAACCAGCAAGAAGGAGACCGCCCUGCUCCCUCCCCCUGUUCCCCCCCAAGGUAGAGCUGGGCCAGAAUGGUGAGGAGAAAUCACCACCCAAUGCAAGCCACCAUCCUAAAAUCAAGGUGAAGAGCUCACCUCUGAUUGAGAAGCUUCAGGCCAAUUUAGCCUUUGAUCCAGCGGCCCUGCUGCCUGGGGCCUCACCCAAGAGUCCUGGACUCAAGGCCGUGGUGUCACCAUUUCACAGCCCACCUUCCACUCCUAGUAGCCCUGGUGUGCAGUCUAGGUCCAGUGAGCCAGAGGAGGUGCCCAUCAGCUUCGACCAGCCUCCUGAAGGUAGUCAUCUGACCUGUUACAAUAAGGUUCGGACACGGGGCUCAAUAAAGAGGCGCCCUCCCUCCAGGAAAUUCCGCAGGUCUCAAUCUGACUGUGGGGACCUUGGAAACUUCAGGGCUGCAGAGUCAUCUCAGGAGAAUGGAGCCAAGGAAGAGAAUGAGGACGAGGUGUUCACGCCCAAGAGUAAGGCCCCAGGACCCCCUCCAUCCAGCGACGGGGCAGUGGAAAAGGAAAUGAGCAGAAGCAUGGGGUCGGAGGAAAAGCCUCCUCUGAGGAGGACAUCCAGCAUGAUAGAGACGCGUGAGGAGAAGGGCAGGGCUGCAGAGGAAGCCAAGCAUGGGGAGAAGGCUGCAGAGCAUUCAGCAGACAAGGAGCCCCAGAGUCCAGCCCAGGGAGAGGCUGCAGAACCCGAAACCUCCAGCCCAAAGGCAGAGAAUGGGCCUGGGACCCCCACAGAAGAAACCAUGGCUGGAGAGGAAGUGGAGACGGAAAAGUCUGCAGAAGUGAAGGAGGAGAGGGCAGAAAAUGAAGAGGAUAAGCCUGGGCAAAAGAGCCAAGACACAGAGAAGCAGGAGGAGAGCGCCAUUGGGGAGGAGGCCCCCACAAAUCCCCCUGGAAAAAUGGAGGGUGGCAGCACCUCAGAGCAGGAGAAAGACGAGGAAAAGCAAGAGGUGGAGGGCGGCGUUCUUGAGACAGGAUGCCACCCUGAGACUGGCCCUGCCCAGCUGGAGACCCGUGAUGAGGCCCUGAGUAGAGGAGCAGUCCCCACGGCAGAGGACAACACCCCUCUCUGGGAUGCUAAAAUGUGAAGAGUUUAUCGUGCCCUCGUGAUAAAGCUGCUGGAAGUGGCAGUAACAACAGCAGCAUCAGCAAAUGAAGCCAUCACAGAAGCAGAAUAUGCCGAGGGGAGGGAGUCAGCCUGAAGAUAGGUGGUGCACUGCUUCCUGGUCUACGCACUGAGGGAACCUCACAGAUGGAGAUUGGCUCUGAGGGCAGAAGACUUUUAUCAGCUUGAAUUUGGGUCAAGGCGGCACUUGUUGGACUUGAUUUAAAACAAACAACAAUAAAAAAACUUAUUUAAAAUAAUUUACUAUGGUGACAACGCCCCAGGGACACUGGUCAGCCUGUGGGGCCCCAGAUACGAUCCACACCCACCUAUCCCUGAAGCUGACCUCUGAACCGUACUCUGAAUUAGUUUAUCAGAUUCUGCUUGUAUGAAGUUAUAGCCUUUUUAACUGUUCUGGAAUUCUUACAGUUCAUAAAUUGUAAGUAAAAACUAAUUUCAAGGUGACCAGAAACAAAAGAAAAUGGUAUUGCUGAAAAUACAAAUCUAAAAAAAAAAAAAAAUUACAGAGGACCUUAAAUAAUAUCAAGAGUCUUGAGACAACCUUCUAGCUUUGUUCAAAUUUGAACUGGCCAAUCAUUUUUAAAACAUUGGGCUAGAUGAGAUAAUUACUGAAAUAUUAAAACUAUAUAUGUCUGUUCCGUCAACAGGAGCUCUUCCCCUGCCGUAGUUUUCUAGCUGAUGACUACCAUGGGAGGUGACCAUCUCAGUUCACUCCCUUCUACCACCUUUGAAAACGUGGUACUCCCAUGGAGAGGCAGAUAUCAGUGCGUUGCGUUUCCGCAUCCUGAAAGCACAGCUGUGAACAAUACCUGCCCUCUGAUUUAUCCUGUGAGGAUAAAUUUUCCACUUCCAGAAGGUUACCCUUAAGGAUGGAUUAGCUAUUUCCUGGCAGGUGCUUUGAGCACCGUGAUGUGCAAGCUACUUAAUGAUAAACAUCCUUCCUGGCUUCCCUGGGAAGCUUUUCUUGAAUCCAAGCCUGGGAUCUUCUCAAUUCAGGAGGAGUGAGUUGGGGGUCUUCUGUCUGUUCUCAUUGGGCAGCUCCUUAAGAUUAUGUUUGAUAGUACAAGAGGUUUUGCAAGGAACAGUGGGUCUAACUUCCCAUUCCUUGACUUAAGUCUCCUUGCCUCUUCAUGCGCUCCUGCUAAACGACAUGAAUCCAAAGAAAUGUUUGCUCAUUAGGGUUGGUCCUUAUCUAAUCAGAGUAUUUCAGCGUCUCAACUUGCUAGUUUGGUGGGUGAGGCAGUUGUUUUUCUGGAGAUCUGUUAGACCACAUCCUACCUUGAUUUCAAAGAAGAGUCUCCCAGAUGAAAAGGCCUAUGUCACCCCUGGUACCUCAAUUUUCUCAUCUUAUUUACAGUUUUUUCUAACUCCAGGGUAGUGUUUAUAUUGGGGAUAUGUAUAUUUUUCAAAAACUACUUUAAAAUGUAAUUCAUUUUUUAAGGCUUUUUACCCAAUUGAGAUGGAUAUUGUCAUAGCUAUAAUAAGUUUGAUUUUUAGCAGAAUUUGGGAGAUGUGUGUGUCUGUUAUUUUGUGGUCUAUAUAUUAUCUGUCUCUCUUUCUUUCUUUUGAUAGAAAUGCAUACCCCCUAAAUAAUACAUGGUAUUAUUUAUUUAUAUCUUUGAAUUUUUUAUACGCUCACACACAUAUCUGGGCAAGAGUUUUAUGAGUAUAUGCAUGAUUGGGAGUGUGUGUGAUAAAAGGGGUUAUCUACCACUUCUCCUCACUUAAGGAAGGAAUGGAACGAAAGAUGUAGAUAUGGAAAUAAAGCUAUUUUCCGUAUGGAGGGCUUGUACAUUACGAAUGGUGACCUGGCUGGCGCAAACGGUUAAGCACUCAACUACUAACCAAAAGGUUAGCAGUUUGAACCUACGCAGAGGCACCUUGGAAGAAAGGUCUGGCAAUGUGCCUCUCAAAGGUCACAGCCUUGAAAACUAUGGAGUGCAGUUCUAUUCUGUAACACACGGGGUUGCCAUAAGUCAGAAUUGACUCAAGGGCAACUUUUUUUUCUUUUUGAAUAUACGUUACGAUAGCAAAUGUGAAAGGAGCAACAAAAAAUAUGGCAAGAAUAUGAUGCUGAAGAAGCAAACUUAACGGUGUCAAAAUACCUUCCUGUUUCCCUAGUCGCCUGUUAGCUACAUUAUUUGUUCUACAUUGUGAGAAAACAGAGGUCCCAUACCCAGGGACUAAUUAAUGAAGGGAGCUCUUGGCAGGACAUUCUUGAAGUGUAGGCAUUGUUCCUCGAUGCUGCAGCCUGCUUGCUUAGAGCACCCCUUUCCUGGAGGAACUAUGAUUAGGCUCUGCGUCGCCAAGGUUGAUAUUGAGAUUGCAAAAUUCGGGAUUAAAGACAUCCAUUUGUGUCUUAGGUAGCACCAAGUCAUUACCAGGCUAGGAAGACCUUUUAUCUUUCAGAUUUCCUUAAUGGGCUGGAAAGAAAACACUGGUCCUUCACAGCUACAAAACUGAAGAGAGGAGUCAGAAUCAUCCUUUUACUAUCUUUAUAGUCUAGCUUGAAUUUCAGACCUGUUCUUCCUUUCCCCAGAGAGGGAGCAAGAAAACUUGGGUGCUUUGAAGGGGUACACCCAUAUAUGAAAAGGGGGCUGUGGUGCUGUUUCAGCGUCUCAAGCCCUAAAAGGCCAUUCCAUCAAUCUAGUCAACCAGCUGCUUCAGGAUGAUGGGGAACAUGGGAAGAUCAAUGAAUUUCUGACCACAGGCCUAUUGCCACACUUAAUUUGCUGUGAAGUAAUUAAGAACAAAACACUGCCCUUUCCAUGAUGGAAGCAGUCCGAUGUAAUUAACCUGCCACCAGAUUGUUGGCUGAUUGCCCCAGGGAAUGGUGUCAUAUUGGGGACUCAGCAUUGGUCCCUGCUGGUGGCAGAUUGGGUGCUUAGCUGUGGCUGUAACUAAGUCCACCUUCGUGAGUGGAAGUCCAUGUUGCUGAGCCCAUGCAUAACCUCCAUCCCUGCUACCAUGGCCACUUUGUUCAUGAGCUCACUGGGCAAUGACAGAAGUGACUGAGGACAGAGGCUUACUGGUGUCCACAGACAGUGUCAUGCUACCUACUUGAUUGUUAAAAUUCUCCUCUGCUGUGGUCACUCUCUGGUGACCAUUCACAUGAGACACAAAUAUCUUACUUCUUUUGCCUAUUCAGAGAGGUCUACCCAUGUACCUUCCCCCAUACUUCCUUGUCUCCAAUUUUCCAAUCAUGUCCCUUCCGAGUCCCUGACCAUUCAGCCAAACCAUUGUCCACAGCCCAUGAAUCAGUAUACAGUUGCACAUCUGGCCAUUUCUCCUUCCAAGCAAAGUGAACAACAUGAACUGCUCAAAGUUCUGCCCAUUGGGAGGACUUCCCUUCACCACCGUCCUUCAGAGAUGUACUAGAAAGGGGCUGUAUUGCUGCCACUGUCCCAAGUUUGAGUGGCGUCUGUAUUGUUGCACAGAACCAUCUCUAAACCAGGUACGAGUUUUCUCUUCCUCAAUGAACUGAUCAUAAGGAACUCCCCACGAGGCAGUAGGUCAUACUGGAAGAAGGAAGGUAAUGGGACAGGAAUGAGGACCACGGCAUUUGGGCCACUUCCUUAUGUAACUUACUUUUGCUUUCAGGUCCUGCUGGAGCCUGAUCUCUUGUAUACUACCUCCAUUUAAUGAUGGAGUGCUCUUGGGUACAUCCAACUUCAUGACUUUGUGAGUUAGACAACAUCUAGUUCAUGAUGGGCAGCUCAGGGCACAUGGUGACUUGGUGGCCUAUGGUUAAACAUUCAGUCUCUAGUAAGGCCCAGUACAAGUCAAAUGCUAUUUCUCAAAAGAAGAGUAGUUAUCUGCAGAGGACGGCAGGUCUUUGCUCCAAAAUCCUAAGGGCCUAUGCUGUGAUUUACCAUAAGGGGCCAGACAAAGACUCCGAACAGCAUCUCUAUCUGCCACUGACACUUUGAGCACCAUUGAAUCAGCUGAAUCACAUGGCUGAAGAGGCAGAGUAGCUUCCACGUCAGUCUGAACCUGUUGCAGAGGCUUCUCUUUUCUGGGCCCCACUCAAAACCAGCCGUUUUUCGAGUUGCUUGAUAAAUGUGGUAGAGUAGCACAUGCAAAUGAGAAAUAGGCUGUCUCCAAAAUCCAAAGAGGCCCACCAGACAUUGUGCCUUCUUUUUAGUUGUAGGAGGAGCCAGUGGCAACAACGUACCCUUCACUUUAGAAGGAAUAUCUUGACAUGUUCUGUACCACUGGACCCCUAAAAAAUUCACAGAGAUGGAAUGCCCCUGAAUUUUUGUCACUUUAAUUUCCCACCUUCUAGCAUGCAAAUGUCUUGCCAGUAACCCCAGAGUCAUUGAUACUUCUUCCUUACUAGGUCCGAGCAACAUAGAGUCGUCAACAUAAUGGACCAGUGUGACAUCUUGUGGACGGAAAAAGCAAUCAAGCUUCCUCUGGACUAAAUUUUGACAUAAGGCUGGAAAGUUGAUGUAGGAAAGUGAAGGUGUAUUGCUGGCCUUAUUAGCUACAGGCAAACUGCUUCUGAUGCUCUUUAGCAAUAGGAAUUGAGGAAAACCCGUUGGCCAGCUCAAUAUCUGCGUGUCAGUUACCAAGAGAUGUAUUAAUUUUCUCAAGCAAUGAAACUGCAUUUGAAACAGCAGCUGCAAUUAGAGUCACUGUCUGGUUAAAUUUAUGAUAGAUAAUUAACUGUCAUUCUGAAAGGUCCAUCUGUUUUCUAUACAGGCAAAAUAGGCAAACUGAAUGGGGAUGUGGUGGGCAUCACCACCCCUACAUCUUUUAAGUCUUUGAUGGUGGCACUAAUCUCUGCAAUCCCUUCAGGAAUAGGGAACUGCUUUUGGCUUAUUAUUUUCCUAGGUAGGGACAGUUAUAAUGACUUCCACUUGGCCUUUCCUACCAUAUAAUCCCUUAAUCCACAUGUGAAGGAUCCAAUGUGAGGGGUUUUCAAGUUGCUGAGUAUAUCCAUUCGGAUUAUGAAAUCUGAAACUGGGGAAAUCACUACAGGAUGAGUUCAGGGACCCACUGGACUCACUGUGAUAUGGACUUGAGAUAAGAUUCCAUUAACAACCUGACCUUCACAUGCCCC